Messenger RNA from Symbiodinium necroappetens, 488 nucleotides. NCBI's taxonomy places the organism in Eukaryota, Dinophyceae, Suessiales, Symbiodiniaceae. The record is from the annotation of a GenBank genome assembly.
AUGCAGCAAUUAAGUGCCAAGGCGUCAACGCCGCAGCUUUCCGCAAGGACGCGUGUCAUUUACGACCAGUCCACCUUGCCACGGCCGCAUGAGGUUCAGACCGUCCUUGCGACACCCCCGCGGCAGCUGAGAAGUCCAGCUGCCGUCUAUGCGACGCCUUUGCUGCCUGGCCAGGCAACGCCACCAGCGCCACAUCGCGGACGGCUUCCAGAGACCGCUCCGGUCUAUGCCCGACGGGAGAUCUCGGCGACACCUCCGCACCCCUACGUGCGAACGGCCUCUGCCACGCCUCCGCGCGGAAGAUCGGAAGCGAAGUGGGUCCGAAGCGAGGCUAUGUCGACACUGGUUCCUGCACUUGCGGCGAAUCCCAUGGACGUCCUCUCCCGGUCCCUGACGCCCAAUCGCAGCGCGCCCAUGUCUAUUCCCAUGCAGGUGGAACCGCUGACUUCACCGCGGGCAGUCUCUGCCUCACCAGCGAAGGGCGUGAG